GAGUGCAUCAAGAAGCAAAGUUUCACGUACUCCUGGGGGUGGGGUGGAACCCUUAGGAGCCAGCUGGGUCUUGUGUAUUUUUUUCCCUUCCUUUCUACCGCUGUGGACUUUACAACCUUGGGCAACUGAGUGAUACCAGCUGGAUUGUGCAAGAAUUCUCUGCAACUGUAGAAAGAAUUUUUUGUAUCACAAGCUUCUCAGCCGCCAAGAGGACAGCGCCGUCCCCUGAAGAAUUUUCCUCUGCAUAGGGCCCAGAAGCAUCAGAUCCCUCAAGCAUGAUAAUAGACAUGUUCCUCUUAGCCGCCAUCAUCGGUCUGUUGACCUACUGGUUUUUCUUCCGCAAGAAAAAAGAGGAGGUCCCAGAUUUCGCGAAAAUCCAGCCGACAGCAACACCAUCAACCAGUGAGGGCAGCUUUAUUGACAAAAUGAAGAAGACGGGAAGAAAUAUUGUGGUGUUCUAUGGCUCCCAAACGGGGACUGCUGAAGAAUUUGCCAACCGCCUGGCCAAAGAUGCCCACCGGUACGGCAUGCGGGGCAUGUCUGCCGACCCCGAGGAGUAUGACUUGUCCGACCUGAGUCGUCUCACCGAGAUUGAGAAGUCACUGACCGUUUUCUGCAUGGCCACCUACGGAGAAGGAGACCCAACAGACAAUGCCCAAGACUUCUAUGAUUGGUUGCAGGAAACAGAUGCCAACCUGUCUGGUGUCAAAUUCGCAGUAUUUGGACUUGGGAAUAAAACAUAUGAACAUUUCAACGCCAUGGGGAAAUACGUGGACAAGCGACUGGAAGAGCUUGGCGCCCAGCGGAUCUUUGAGCUUGGCCUGGGAGACGACGAUGGGAACUUGGAAGAGGAUUUUAUCACGUGGCGCGAGCAGUUCUGGCCAGCAGUGUGUGAGCACUUUGGCGUGGAGGCCACUGGAGAUGAAACCAGCAUCCGUCAGUAUGAGCUGGUCAUCUACGAAGACAUCAACAUGAACAAGGUUUACACAGGAGAAAUGGGCCGUCUCAAGAGCUAUGAGAAUCAGAAGCCGCCAUUUGAUGCCAAAAACCCUUUCUUGGCCCCGGUUGCAGUGAAUCGGAAGCUAAAUCAAGGCGGAGACAGGCACUUCAUGCAUCUGGAGCUGGACAUUACCGGUUCCAAAAUCCGGUAUGAAUCUGGAGACCACGUUGCUGUGUACCCAGCCAAUGAGACUUCGCUAGUGAACCAGCUUGGUGAAAUCCUCGGGGUAGAUCUAGAUACGGUCAUCUCCCUAAACAAUCUAGACGAGGAAUCCAACAAGAAGCACCCCUUCCCUUGCCCCACCUCCUACCGCUCAGCUCUGACCUACUACUUGGACAUCACCAACCCGCCCCGCACCAACGUCCUCUAUGAGCUGGCCCAGUACGCCACGGAUGCCAACGAGCAGGAGAAGCUGCGCAAGAUGGCCUCCUCCACGACUGAAGGCAAGGGGCUGUACCUCAAGUGGGUCGUCGAGGCCCGGAGGAACAUCCUGGCCAUCCUACAAGACAUUCCCUCGCUGCGCCCUCCCAUCGAUCACCUCUGUGAACUGCUGCCCCGCUUGCAGGCUCGCUACUACUCCAUCGCUUCAACCUCCAAGGUGCAACCAAACUCCAUCCACAUCUGCGCUGUGGUGGUGGAGUACGAAACCAAGACGGGUCGGGUGAACAAAGGAGUAGCCACCAACUGGCUGUACAGCAAGCACCCCAACGAGAACGGGCACAAGUCCAUGGUGCCCAUGUACGUCCGGAAGUCACAGUUCCGGCUGCCUUUCAAACCUGCCACUCCCGUCAUCAUGAUCGGACCAGGGACUGGCAUAGCCCCCUUUGUUGGGUUCAUUCAAGAGCGCGGCUGGCUCAAGCAGCAAGGCAAGGAGGUGGGUGAGACGGUGCUCUACUACGGCUGCCGGUACCAGAACGAGGACUACCUCUACAAGGACGAGCUGGCCAAGUUCCUCAAGGAGGGUGCCUUGACCCAGCUGCACGUGGCCUUCUCAAGGGACCAACCACAGAAGAUUUAUGUUCAGCACUUGCUAAAGAAAAACAAGGAGAGCAUUUGGAAACUGAUCCAUGAAGGAAACUGCCAUAUAUACGUGUGCGGGGAUGCCCGCAACAUGGCCCGGGAUGUCCUGAACACCUUCUACGAGAUCGUGGCCGAGUUUGGCAAGAUGGACCAGCAGCAGGCUGUGGACUACGUCAAGAAACUGAUGACCAAAGGCCGCUACUCCUUGGACAUCUGGAGUUAGGGGGGUGGCCAGGUGGACACGGCUGUCCUGGUGGUGGAGGAAGGGCUGCUGGGUGGAAGGCAGGUGGCGGGGGGCGGGGAGGGGACUCACCUGGCUGCCGCUGCGAGACUGUGCCUUCCCCUCACUCCUUUGCAUUUAGUUCCUCUCCCUCCCCAAUGAUGGGGCAGGGUGUGGGGAGUCCACAGGGCUGACCCUGAUGCUAGGCAAGGCCGCCCCAGUUCCCCCAGAGCACCAGCAGCUUUCUCUGUCUCUCGCCCAAGGACCUCUUACAGGAGGCUCUCGAGCAGGGGAGAGGACGAUUAUGGAACGGGCACCCCCUUCUCUCCACACUCAGCGUUCAAAUGGUCUCUUCUGCCCUGCAACACUACUCCCAGAUAUGUCUCCGCUCCAUUCAGAGCUGUGCAGACAGGGUAAGGGUUUACCCCAAGCCCUUCUCAAUCAGUCUACAAAACAGGAUUGGGCCAUUCUGCCCCCUGCCACCUUCAGAAAGAGGCAGUUUCUAGGAGGGGCCUGGAUGCAGCAGUGGUCGGGAGAGAAACGGUUAAUUAGAAUUCCGGGGGUGGGUGGGUUACGGAGAGGGUGGCAUGCGGGUUAAUUCCAGAACUCUACAAAUGGGUGGGGUGGUUGGGGGGGUGGGAGAGCUUGCAAAAGAAACAGUUCGGUUUCAGAAGCAGGGUGGAGGGAUGGUGUGAUUAAGGUGGCAGCCUUUGGGGGGGGGGCUUUUCUUCCUCCUCUCCAAACCAACGGCUGUUUACACAAGUGGGACCAGCCGCCCUCUGUGGGACUCCGGAUCUAGAAAAACCAGCUUGGCGGUUCCGUGCGCCGCAGCAAACUGCCUCCCGCUAGGCCUUGGGGCCCAAGGACGACCUUUUAGGCCCACUUCAGGGGCAGAUCUUGUUUCUGGACCAGUUUGGCCCGUGUGCCAGUAUCCUGUUUCAUGCACGGUUGGAUGGCCAGCCAUCGGGGCACAGAGGCCAAGUCCUUCUCCUGCGGAUGCCUGGUGUUUGGGGUUAGACUGCCUCUGGCUGUACGGGGGCGGGGUGUUCCCUCAUCAUUCUGGUCUUGCAUGGAAGAAUGGGCCUUGUGGGGUUGCCGGCCAUUCUCAGACAGCCAAAUUUCCUCUCCCAGCCUAGUCUGUAUUUCUUUAUUCCAUUGCUGAACUGGUGGCCCAGACUAGGGGAGUACCUGUCUCCACCACAUCUUUUCCUCCGAGAACCAUUCCCGUCUUUGCAGCCCUCCCCCCCCCCCCCCCGAAUACUGACCUGCCCCCUCCCGCAUGACCAAGGGCCGGGCUGUGCUGCUCUGGGGCAUGGAAUUCCACAGAGUGAACUGCUGACUUCUUGACCAAUCACAUAGCUGCUCUCAACAUCUGCCCCCCCCCCCUUGAUGGUUAGCAUUGAAGCUGCUGGCAGGUGUCUCUCUCCCCUCCCCCCCUCUCCCCCCCCCCCCCCAAAAAAAAUUCCUGGUGCAUUCGGGAGGCAGCAUCGCAGACUGUCCGUUGAAUGUACAUAAUUUAAAGUUGACUUUUUGCUCUUGAAAUAAAACCCCUGUAUCUUUUACUCA
Messenger RNA from Heteronotia binoei (common prickly gecko), 3806 nucleotides. Its product is annotated as NADPH--cytochrome P450 reductase. Gene Ontology annotation, molecular function: flavin adenine dinucleotide binding; NADPH-hemoprotein reductase activity; FMN binding. Bases 276 to 2243 code for a protein of 655 amino acids. Lineage: Eukaryota; Metazoa; Chordata; Lepidosauria; Squamata; Gekkonidae. The record is from RefSeq and is a predicted model, not a curated record. The transcript has 16 exons. Gene Ontology annotation, biological process: response to hormone. Gene Ontology annotation, cellular component: cytosol.